GUAGGCUAGUUGAUUUGAGUGGACCGAUGCCGGCUGCUGAAACAGGGUCGCGUUAUGAGGUGCUUGACGUUUCUUCUCUCACUUCCAGAAACGCUGAAAAAGUCUAAACGGGCCGGUAAACACGCGGGCAAGUUGCCGGUGUGCUACGAGAUUUUAACUCUGUCGCUGAAGAAAAAGAUGGCAGCGGAACUGUUUCCAGCCAAGAGCCACACCAACCUCCAGAGCGCCGGGACCAUCGCGGUCAGCCCGUCCGAAGAGAACAGCCUCGGGUCGGUCACGCAGCCGCUCAGCCCCGUCACGACACCCACCACCCAACAGAACAUCCUCAACAACAACAACACUGAGAACACCACCGAGAAGCUCGCCGUGAGUGCGGCUCACCCGACACUCCGGGAGAGAAAUGCCUCGAUGUUUAAUAACGAACUGAUGGCUGACGUCCAUUUUAUUGUCGGUCCACCGGGAGACACGCUCAGAAUUCCCGCACACAAGUACGUCCUGGCCGUAGGGAGCUCCGUGUUCUGCGCCAUGUUCUACAGCGAGCUGGCGGAGACCGAUUCGGAGAUCCGGAUCCCAGAUGUGGAGCCGCCCGCGUUCCUCGCCCUGCUGAGGUACCUGUACAGUGACGAGGUGGAGCUGACGGCCGACUCCGUGCUGGCAACGCUGUACGCUGCCAAGAAGUACCUGGUGGGGGCGCUGUCGCGCGCGUGCGUGAGCUUCCUGGAGGCGGGGCUAGAGGCGGGGAACGCCUGCGUGCUGCUCAGCCAGAGCGUGCUGUUCGAGGAGCCCGGCCUAUCGCAGCGCUGCUGGGAGAUGAUUGACGCGCAGGCCGAGCUGGCCCUCCAAUCGGAGGCCUUCUGCCAGCUGGACCCGCCCACGCUGACGCGGCUGCUGCGGCGCGAGACGCUGAACGCGCGCGAGGCGAGUGUGUUCUCGGCCGUGGAGCGCUGGGCGGAGGCGGAGUGUGUGCGGCGGGGGCUGAGUGUGUGUGCGCAGAGCAAGCGCAGCGUGGUGUGUGGCCCGGUGCUGGCCCAGGUCCGCGUGGCCUCGCUCUCGCUGCAGGAGUUCGCCGACGGUCCCGCCCAGUCCGGCCUGCUGUCGCUGGAGGAGACCAAUCAGAUGUUCCUCUGGCACACCGCCGCCAACAAGCCCCGCCCCCCCUUCCCCUCGUCGCCACGGCGAGGACUCCGCCCCCAGCGCUGCCGCCGCUUCCAGUCGGCCGCGUACCGUAGCAACCAGUGGCGUUACCGCGGGCGCUGCGACAGCAUCCAGUUCUGUGCGGACCGGCGCGUGUUCCUGGCGGGGGUGGGGCUGUACGGGUCGAGCGGCGCCGGGGCGGAAUACGCCGUGAGCAUCGAGCUCAAGCAUCGCCACGGCAACACGCUGGCACACACGCACGCCCGCUUCACCUCCGACGGAUCCAGCGCCACCUUCCCGGUUCUCCUGGAGCACCCGGUGCUGGUGGAACCCGACGCGUUCUACACGGUCAGCGUGGUUCUGGAGGGAACCGAGCUCAGCUACUUCGGGCAGGAGGGGCUCACGGAGGCCCAGAGUGGGAACGUCACCUUCCAGUUCCAGUGUUCCGCAGACAGCACCAACGGAACCGGCGUGCAGGGAGGACAGAUCCCAGAACUGGUGUUCUACGCAUGAGGAACGCACGCACACACACACACACACACACACACACACACACACACACGCACACACACUGAGGCUGGACCCUAACAGAGGACACACAC
Molecule: messenger RNA, 1736 nt
Organism: Sardina pilchardus (European sardine)
Lineage: Eukaryota; Metazoa; Chordata; Actinopteri; Clupeiformes; Clupeidae
Product: BTB/POZ domain-containing protein 6-A-like
Exons: 4
Coding region: 55-1647 (530 amino acids)
Biological process (GO): neurogenesis
Cellular component (GO): cytosol
Molecular function (GO): protein binding
Source: RefSeq, a predicted model, not a curated record